GCUACCAAAAAAAGGGCAGACAGAUAUUUGGCGUGUAGAGAGAUAGGGAGGGUGUUGUUGGGAGCACAUUUUGGGAGGGGUUUCACAUUGGGGAGAGAUAGAGAAGCUCUGGAUUCCACCUCUACCCGUCCUUGGUGACGGUGGUUAUGCCGGUUGGCUUUCAGCCAAAAUGUGCUUUUAAGUACUUUGUCCACCAAAAACGAGUCAAUCCAAAUGGCCUCUAUGUUUUGGAUUUUGCAAGUAUGCACUCGGUUGUGCUGGACUUGGAUUUAGAGGGCUACGUUUUCCUUUCUAAGACAUGGAGGAAGCGCUCUUCUGGUCAAAUAGCCACCAGUAUCUGGUUUUUCCAUUCCAAGAAGUGCUUGACUGGCGGUUUCUCAUCCGUGGAGAUUUUCUUUUGGUUUCCUUUGUUAAUUGCACUUAAUGGUCAUUUUUGCUUUAAUGAUCAGUACAGGAGGCGUGAUGCAAAUUUCUAAGAUAGGUGUUGGAUCUUUAGUGCACUCUUACAAUGCAUUGCUGAUACAACAUCCAGUCAAAACUAUUGGGAAUAUACGUCUUCCAGGGGUUGAAGUCUGCAAGUAAACAGUUGAAGGUUCUUUGCUUAGUGCUAGAUAACCUGUUGCGUCAAUCCUGUGCAGGCUGUAGUUAGUUAUCAUUCCAACUUUUGCUGCUGAUGGGUACUGGUUAGAGCUGGAGAUGUCCGUUAACUGAAAAUUCUGCUCAAUUUCUGCAUAGUGUAGAUGAGUUAGAGCCAAAUACUGGGCCAUUGAGUGACUGUGUUGAGCUUAGGUUCCUUAACUGGAUCAAUCAUUCUUCUCGGUUCGACCUUUCAUGUCAGUAUGUUCUAUGGAACUUAUCUUCAAGUCCAAAUCUAUGCGUUGGUACAUUUUUGAAGCUGCAAGUUUCAAAAUGAAUAAGGCUCGGCCCAUCCAUCAAGAUAAUUCUUAUUUUCUGCUCAUGCUGGUUUUGAGAAGAAAUUAAUGGUGGAUUUGGCUGGACUAUCAAAACAGUAUUUUAGUAGUUUUUAGCUUUUAUUAGGAAUCUUCUGACAGAAGAUAAAUGCCACAUAUAUCUUUCGGGAGUUCUUAUACUUGUCUUGAAUAAAGGAGCGGAUUGUGUUCAACAGAAAUAAUGGAGAGGUACAAGUUGAUCAAGGAGGUUGGUGAUGGAACUUUUGGAAGUGUGUGGCGAGCUAUCAAUAAGCAGACUGGUGAAGUUGUUGCAAUUAAAAAAAUGAAAAAGAAAUAUUAUUCGUGGGAGGAAUGCAUAAACUUGAGGGAAGUGAAGUCUUUGAGAAGAAUGAACCAUCCGAAUAUCGUGAAGCUUAAGGAAGUCAUCAGAGAAAAUGAUAUGUUAUACUUUGUUUUUGAGUACAUGGAAUACAACCUUUACCAACUCAUGAAAGAUAGACAAAGGCUGUUCACCGAAACUGAAGUCAGGAAUUGGUGUUUCCAAGUUUUUCAAGGUCUUGCUUACAUGCACCAGCGUGGAUAUUUUCAUCGUGACCUUAAACCAGAGAACUUGUUGGUGACAAAAGACGUAAUCAAAAUUGCUGAUUUUGGACUUGCACGGGAGAUAAUUUCGCAUCCACCAUAUACAGAAUACGUCUCAACGCGAUGGUACCGGGCUCCUGAGGUUCUGCUUCAGUCAUACCUAUAUAGCUUAAAAGUUGAUAUGUGGGCUAUGGGAGCUAUCAUGGCUGAAUUGUUCACUUUAAGACCCCUCUUCCCUGGUGCUAGUGAAGCAGACGAAAUCUAUAAAAUAUGCAGUGUAAUAGGCAGCCCGACAAAGGAUACGUGGGCUGAUGGGCUCAAUCUUGCUAGGGCCAUUAACUACCAAUUUCCUGAGCUCCCUGAUGUACCUCUCUCAAGUUUGAUACCUUCUGCAAGUGAGGAUGGAAUCAGUCUUAUUACAUCACUUUGUUCUUGGGAUCCGUCCAAGAGGCCGACAGCUGCAGAAGCGCUUCAACACCCUUUCUUUCAGAGUUGCUUUUAUGUUCCACCAUCCCUUCGUUCUAGAGCAGCUCUUACUAGAACCCCUCCAUCUGCUGGAGCAAGGGGAGCACUGGAGCAGCCAUAUAUUAGGAGGUAUUCAGGGCCUUUGGCUAAUGCUAAGCUUGCUAACAACCAUUCUACUUCUAAGUUUAAUGCUUCCCUGAGCACAGGUCUUCAACGUAAGCUGGAUAUGGCAAAUCAGGAUGGAGACAAGAGUGAUAAAUCCUUAAAGGGCUCUGUCAAACAACCUAAAUACCGACCCCCAGGAAAGAAAAGUCCAUCCUCCAUGAGCAAGUGUAGAACUGUGCGAGGAGUGUCAGACACAUCAGAGAAGUUGGCAAAUAUGACAAUAGGAUCCCGCCGACAGCCUGGGGUGCAGCUGAGGCAACCUCCACCAAUGAAGGCUGGGGUGCAAUGGAUUGGAGAAUCUGGUGACUUGUUUCUCAGACCAACCCAGAAUAUUCAAGCUGGUAAUGCUUACUCAAGGAAAGUAGCAGGAUGAUACAUGAACUCUCAGUACUCUUAAAAAACGUUUUAUAUAUAUAUAUAUAUAUAUAUAUAUAUAUAUUAUAUGCAGAAUGGCAGUGACAUAAAUAAGGCGGAUUUACCUUUCUGACUGUUUGCAAGUAAACCUACAUAUGCUUGUUAUGGUGUGGCGUGUGAUGUGUCCAGUUCUACAAGGAAACUUCAUCUGCUUCCAUCUUGAUGGUUUUACGA
Carica papaya (papaya) is the source of this 2711-nucleotide messenger RNA. The record is from RefSeq and is a predicted model, not a curated record. Lineage: Eukaryota; Viridiplantae; Streptophyta; Magnoliopsida; Brassicales; Caricaceae.